AGAGUGGAGUUUGUUCCGUGUUGCCAGCAUUUGCUUGAAAACAAACCUACUUGGCUUUUCAGAUUUUGCUAGUGCGGCACGAUGCCACCGUUUAACGGAUCGCAUUUGACCUUGAAAUUCUUUCCACAAAUGGUUGCAUUUUUGUGACCCCUUUGAAUCAUAGCGCAAUAUCCAUUUUGUCUUCCCCUAGUGGAGGAACGAUAGGCUUACAAUGACACAUAAAAAACAAGGAUGAGCGCCAUGUCUGAUCCCACAGUUGAGGAAUAGAGAGGGGCUUCUGGCGCUUGCGACUCGGGAUUCCUUUUUGGGGGUCGCUUUCCAGGAUGUCCGAGAGCACCGGCACGCAGCAGGGCUCUCCGGCAGUAGGAGCGGCGGGUUCGACUCCUGCGGCUCCCGGAGCUGGAGGAACGGAGUGCUCCGGUGCAACUGCUGGAUCUGAUAGUAUUGCCGUGAAAAAGGCGCAGCUCUGCUCCUCUCCGCGUCCGAAGAAACUAGAGAAACUCGGCGUGUACUCCUCCUGCAAGGCCGAGGGAGCAUGCAAAUGCAAUGGCUGGAAGAGCCAGAAUCCCCCACCGACACCUCCGAGCACAGACCAGCAGUCUGCAGCCGUGAACCUGACUGAGCCUUGCCGCAGCUGUACUCAUGCACUAGCUGACCAUGUGACUCACUUGGAGAACGUGUCAGAGGAGGAGAUGAACAGGCUGCUGGGGAUCGUCCUGGAUGUGGAGUACCUCUACACCUGUGUGCACAGGGAGGAAGAUCCGGACACUAAACAAGUGUACUUCUCUCUCUUCAAACUCCUGAGAAAGUGCAUUUUACAGAUGGGUAAGCCAGUGGUGAAAGGAGCCUUGGAGAGCCCGCCUUUCGAAAAGCCCAGCAUUGAACAGGGGGUAAAUAACUUUGUUCAGUACAAGUUCAGCCACCUCCCCAGCAAGGAGAGGCAGACCAUCGUAGAACUGGCAAAGAUGUUCCUCAACCAGAUCAACUACCUACCGCUAGAGUCGCCGUCUCAGAGGAGACAGCGGCCGCCAGGCGACGACGCCGCCGGGUACAAGGUCAACUACACCAGGUGGCUGUGCUACUGCAAAGUGCCGCAGUUCUGCGACAGCCUGCCGCGGUACGAGACGACGCAGGUGUUCGGCCGGACGCUGCUGCGCUCCGUGUUCACGGCGAUGCGAAAGCAGCUGCUGGAGCAGGCGCGGCAGGAGAAGGACAAGCUGCCCCCGGAGAAGCGCACACUCAUCCUCACGCAUUUCCCCAAGUUCCUGUCCAUGCUAGAAGAAGAGGUGUACAGCCACAACUCCCCCAUCUGGAGCGAGGAGUUUCUCGAGGGGACGUCAGGUAGUCAGGUGCCCGUUCACACAGUGAUCAGCGCACCUCCCAGACCACUUCCCUAUAGCACAAGCCCACUGACUGUGGAUCAUCUGAACUGCGGGAGUGUCAGUCCAGUCCGCAAACCCGUGCAAUUUCUUGAGCCCAGCCGAGCAGGAGAGAAACGGAAGCCGGCAGAUUCCCUCAUGCACGAGGAGGCCAAGAGGCCGAAAGUGAUGGGUGACAUUCCGCUUGACCUGAUUAAUGAGGUCAUGUCUACCAUCACAGACCCUUCCAUGCUUGGACCGGAGACCAGUUUGCUGUCGGCCCACUCGGCACGAGACGAGGCUGCCCGGCUUGAGGAGCGCCGCGGUGUGAUCGAGUUCCACGUCAUUGGGAACUCGCUCAACCAGAAGCCCAACAAGAAGGUCAUGAUGUGGCUGGUGGGCUUACAGAACGUCUUCUCCCACCAGCUGCCCCGCAUGCCCAAAGAGUACAUCACCAGGCUGGUGUUCGACCCGAAACACAAGACGCUAUCGCUCAUCAAAGAUGGCAGAGUGAUUGGGGGCAUCUGCUUCCGGAUGUUUCCGUCCCAGGGGUUUACUGAGAUUGUCUUCUGCGCGGUCACCUCCAACGAACAGGUCAAGGGUUACGGGACUCAUCUGAUGAACCACCUGAAGGAAUAUCACAUCAAACACGAGAUCCUCAGUUUCCUCACCUACGCAGACGAGUAUGCCAUCGGCUACUUCAAGAAGCAGGGCUUCUCUAAAGACAUCAAAGUGCCCAAAGCAAAGUUUGUGGGCUAUAUCAAGGACUACGAGGGAGCCACACUGAUGGGGUGUGAGCUGAACCCCAGCAUCCCUUACACGGAGUUCUCCGUCAUCAUCAAGAAGCAGAAGGAGAUCAUCAAGAAGCUGAUUGAGCGCAAGCAGGCACAGAUCCGAAAGGUGUACCCUGGGCUUUCCUGUUUUAAGGAAGGCGUCCGGCAGAUUCCGAUAGAGAGCAUUCCUGGAAUACGUGAAACCGGCUGGAAGCCCACAGAGAAAGGAAAGGAAGUGAAGGACCCAGAUCAACUAUAUGGCACUUUGAAGAACAUUCUGCAGCAUGUGAAGAACCACCAAAAUGCUUGGCCUUUCAUGGAACCGGUGAAGAAAACAGAGGCUCCAGGGUACUACCAGGUCAUCCGCUUCCCCAUGGACCUGAAGACCAUGAGUGAGCGCCUGAGGAGCAGAUACUACACAACCAAGAAGCUGUUCAUGGCAGACAUGCAGCGCAUCUUCACCAACUGCCGCGAGUACAACCCCCCGGAGAGCGAAUACUACAAGUGCGCCAACCUUCUGGAGAAGUUCUUCUACAACAAGAUUAAAGAGGCAGGCCUGAUUGAGAAGUAACGGACCAGGGAUCCCUGGUAAUCCCCAGUAACCAACCACCCCCCCCCCCAGUGUUUUCUUGUAGCAUCCUGGGAAUCAAGGUCGCUGAUCCACUGGGAAGGUAGGAGAUUUAAGGUGCAUAAUUUUCCCUCCGUUAACUCAGGAAAACAUGAUAAGCAGAAAAUUUUAAGACAAAAUUUAAAUCACUGAUGUGGAUGAGGACACUAGACCCAACUCUUCUGGAUCUAUAAAUAGCCUUGGUACAUUUAUCAAGAAAUAAGACUGUCCACAGUAAUCCAGACACGGGAGUUGAGGUUUCUAUAGUGUAAUGUGAGUGCAUGGCUUUAUGGGGAUUGUGUAUGGCGUUUCGCUGUCCCUCAGUGUGUACAGGUCAAAGGUCGCAGGUGUGCGUGUGCGAGUUUGUGUAUCUGAGGGUCCCACCUGCCAAAAAUGAAAAGAUGUAUUUUUCAUUACACCUGGUUGGAUUGUCAACUGUGUUCUGUUCAAACUCGAUUUUCGGUUCUGUUUUCAGUCAACAAGUGGAAAUUACUUUUUGAGACUCACAACCGUUUUUCACUAAAGGCAUCGCCAGUGUGUUGGGCAGAAAGCAUUUAUUUAUCGCGACAGCAAAUAUGCAACCGGCGUGAAAGAGCGUUUCUUAACCAUGCGCCAUGAGAAUGAAUAAUGAUGCACGCUUACUGCUAAUUUAUGUAGAGUAUGAUUACUGUCCAAUGUGAUGUAAUUUUCAAGGGUUAUCAGUGCAACGUUGAAGAAAAGGUCUUAAUUUAUUGUCUUAAGGUCUAUGCCGCAGAUAACUAUUGAUACCUUUGUUUAUGAAAGAUUGUGCAAUAACAAGUAGUUUCGUUGUUUUGUAUGUUUGUAUUUUUAAAUAUUUAGAAAGAUCUGGAUUUUUGUAACGUGAGAAAAAAAAUAUUUUAAGACCUUUCUACAUUUGCUUUUAAAAAGAUAUAGCAUAUUUUAUAGAAUGAUUAAAAUAGUGAAAUGCAUUGGAAAA
Brienomyrus brachyistius is the source of this 3696-nucleotide messenger RNA. It is a transcript of the gene kat2b, whose product is annotated as K(lysine) acetyltransferase 2B. Lineage: Eukaryota; Metazoa; Chordata; Actinopteri; Osteoglossiformes; Mormyridae. Gene Ontology annotation, biological process: chromatin remodeling; positive regulation of transcription by RNA polymerase II. The coding region runs from base 324 to 2702 and encodes 792 amino acids. The record is from RefSeq and is a predicted model, not a curated record. Gene Ontology annotation, cellular component: nucleus; histone acetyltransferase complex. The transcript is spliced from 18 exons. Gene Ontology annotation, molecular function: histone H3 acetyltransferase activity; protein binding.